AUGGAAUCGUCGAAUAAUAACACCACUUCACCGAUUGAAUCUUUUACCACGAAUGUUAUAACUAUUUCAAACGUUGCGAGUAUAGGCUGGUGCAGGUACUCUUAUGAUUGUCCCUCCGACAAACUCCGCUCAUUUAUUACCUCCGCACCUUUACUAUCGUCGUGGUCAGAAGCCACCAGCCUUCCAGCAAUGGACGAUCCUAUCGUGGCUAACUACCUAAAGUUGCUCGAGGAAGGAGUUCCAUGUACGUGGCAAUACAGUGGUGAAUCAAAAGAUUUAAAACAAACUGAUGGAGGAAGUUUUUCUUUGGAAGAUAUCGAUUCGCUCACAACGCAAUAUCAUUUAUUCAUAAAAUCUAUUAAAAAUUUAAUAAGCCGAUCUUUAAUAAAGAAAGGUGCAGUUCCUUUGGGUGAAUGGCACGUCUUUCCACAAAAUUCUCAGAUAGUAUACGAAAGGUUAGAUGAUCCAAUUGUAAAACAUCAGAGUUUACGUCCUUUAGAACCUAAUGACCUUGAGUCACCAGACAGCAUACGAGCCGUCAUAUCACCUUCCGGUUUACGAGUCAAUAUACUGACAAUUAAGCGCUAUGAAGAAGAGGACGUAUCCGCUAUUUCAAAAGAGUUCAAGGCAUUUUUUAAUAUUGAUUCAUCAAAGAUGUCUGGAACAAAUGAAUCAUAUUUACCUCCUUUAGUGCAAAUAUCAAUAACACAAGAUGCAGUUACCAAAGAAUUUCCUUACCCUUCACAAUGUAUAUAUGUUGUUACUGAGGGUAAUAUAAGCUAUCAACGUGGAAUUUCUGAUUUCGGAAUGGGACCUGUAUUAUGGAGUAAUUUGGAUGGUGGACUCUCAAAUAAUAUGUUGACCAAAGAUCAACUUAUAAAUAACAUCAAUUGGUGGCACUACAAUGAUCCGUUACGUGAUGUGGUAACCGUACUGAAUCAAAAGGAUUUCCAUGAUUCAAGUGUCUCGUCUCCGUCUGGCUCAGAAACCCCUGGAAUAGUUACCGUAAUAUCCAACGCAAACUCACCAGCACAUCCUCUGACCCCUGUAUCAAGAUCAAAAAAACGACCUUUGGGUGACACAAAAGCCUAUCCGUCUCCACCAGAUGUAGUCCAACCAAUGCCUGCUGAAGGGUUGAUUUCACAGCUGCAAAAUGAAGAGGCAUUAUCUAUAAAUGACAAUAUGAUGGCUAUGAUGGAAGAUUACGACUACGAUCCAUACUUAGCAGCAGUAACGGAAGAGGAUUUUGAGACUUUUAAUGGCGAGCCCCCCGCUCAUACAACUGCGACUACGAAUUAUCUAACUCCAGCGCCAGAUUCUACGACAGUUGUUAAAGAACCGAUAGCUAUUACACCAUCGUCUCCACCGAAGAAAGAAAACAAUAGCAACUUUGUUGAUGAUCUUAAGUGUUCUCAAGACAAAAAGACAAACCCACUGGUCCCUAUUGAAUAUGCUCCAUUGGAAUUUGUCAAAGGCGUGGAUGAUUCUAAAUAUCUUCCUGGUGGAAGAUUCUUUAUACAUACUAAUCGGAAAAAGCGGAAACGCUAUAUAUACGGUCCUGAAUAUACUCCGUUGCCAAAAUCCGAGCCUAAAAGGCAAAAGAUCUUGAGUAAAGUUCCUACGAAUACAAUAAAAGAAGAAGAUAAUGAAUGUUCUGGCUCUGGAAGUUCUACAGAAAGCAGUGAUUCCAGUUAUGGUAGUGACUCCAAUUGUGGUAGUGACUCAGAUGUUGAUAAUAACUCGAAUUACGAUGGAAGCACCAAACAAAUUAACGCAUUUAUAAUGAAUUCUCGAAAAUUGGAAUUUAUAAAUGCGGGACGUUUAUCAAUGAUGAUUGAUUUUUAUGGCCCUUCUAAUUGCCGAAUGCUUCGCACGGUAAAUGAACCUGAGGCAAAAGGUGACAUAACGAAUCUUGCCCUUACAUAUCUUUGUGAACAAGUUGUGUUUGGUUCUUACCCUUUUGGAGUUGGUAUUCAUGGGGAAGGAGAAAAGUUACCUACGGCGUCCGCACUUCCGUUCGAGGUAGAUAAAGUUAUUACUAAAAUUAAAAAAGCAAUAAUUGAUAUGUCCGAUAGAAUGCGAAGACCGGAUGGCCUGGAGUUAUCUGUAAAAGGACCAUUAACGGUUCAAGAAUAUCAUAAAUUUGAUGAACGUCACGAAUCCGAUUCAAAAAUGGAAAAUAAUGAAGAUAUGGAAUCGAAUUUUCGAGAAUUAUCUACCCCUGACGUUAUUACUAGCUCAAAUGACUAUCUAAUAGAGACUUCUCCUGAAAUAUUGAAGUUUUGGGAUACUCAUAAGCUUACUCCCUACGAUGGAGCAAAGAACGUCAAGUAUCUUGUGAUGUUUCCUGAAUCAGAUAAUCUUCGCUAUUACAUCGAAUAUUUUUUUGAUGAAUUACGGGUCCAAUACGAACACCUCUGUGCAUUAGGUUCCCAUGAAUCUGCUUCAGUGACGAUGAAUAAAAAAAUUAACAAUGGUCUUAUACCGAUUUCUUUAGAGCCACUUUUGCCAAACGAGUCAGAGUUAUCACAACAAAUCCGAAGUUAUGAGUUGGCUUGUGAACAAUUAGGAAAGUCGCUGGCACAAUCUGCAAAGCAAUAUGAAGACCAUAACCUUGUGAUAUAUUUAGUCAAUCCAUGGAACCAUUUGUCGUCUAAUUUCGAUAUUUUAAUGAGUUUUUCAAAAAUUAAAGCAUGCUUUAAGGAAAGCAAUAAGAAAAAUUCACAUCUCAUAUUUCCGCAAAUUGUGCCAAUUGAUCAUAUUAUUCGAUUCGGUAAAACAACCAGUUCGUCUUUUAGGCUAAAACCUGUACUUAAAGAGUUAGCAUUUUCUGUUUAUACCAGAUCUCAGACAUAUAAAGCGCCAUUCGUUUUACCCAAGCCAGCUGUGGUAUCCGUAAACUUUAAAUUGGCUAAAGAUCCACUACCUCUUGAAGAACUUGUCACAUAUGAUACUAUCCUUCAGAUUUCGUAUGGAUAUAGUUUUGAUAAACGCAGAAUGUUUUUUGUAUGGGUGGAUAUGCAGGGAAAGCACUUAGGUUGUGAAUCAUUUCCCACGACAGUGCCAUCAACAACAAUCAAACAUUUGUUCAGUUCAGCUUGGGAUAAAAUUCGAAAAAUCAUGGGUGACUAUCGGCAAACAAACAUCACCAAGGUCGGGAUGAUUACAAAAGAAGAAAAAGAUCUAUGGCUGCAAAUAACUGGAGGCGGUGUUACUAUUCUAUCAAUUGAUAUUGAACCUGCCUUAACCAUUAAUCCUAUUUUGGAAAAUAAACAUCAUAAAUUAAAGGUAUGUGGCAUGGUUUUAAAUCAUCCAAUACCGUUACAAGACUUUCUACCGGUGGCAACCGGAUAUUUACUAGAAAUGGAUACUGCUGAUAUAGUGUCCAGUGCUAUCCAGGUGAAUCUACUUCAUUCAUCUAAAUCUGAUAAGUACACACAGGUUUUGUGGGAUAUCUUGAAGCAAUUUCAUACCCUUACGUUUAUGGAAGUGACCCAAACUCACGCGUGUCUUCCAUUCCACGUUCUAUCUGUCGAACGUCUUGCGCGAGCAUUUGUAGGAGCUCCUACGUAA
This is a messenger RNA of Cetraspora pellucida, 3573 nucleotides long. NCBI's taxonomy places the organism in Eukaryota, Fungi, Glomeromycota, Glomeromycetes, Diversisporales, Gigasporaceae. The record is from the annotation of a GenBank genome assembly.